CUGCUCAUAAUUUGCAUUGAAGUAUAAACUAUAAACAUUUAAGAAUUGAUGGACUAUUUAAAUUUUAAGUCUGACAAAACAUUGUUUACAAAAUGUGAGAAUAAACAUAAAAACAAAAACUUUUACGAGGAAGUUAAGUCGGAUGUGCUAUGUGAAGACGAUUUUGGUAAUGGUAGCAUGGAAGAACAGCAGGCCUGUGUAUCGAAAAUGGAUGCAGAGCUAUUAUUAGACGAUUCACUAAAUCUGAAUUCUUCAACUACAAAAAAAGGAAUGAGAUUUGAAGGACAAACUCUUUUUUCACCACCGUUUUUCGAAAUGCAAAAUACUUAUAAUGAUCAAAUUCUUAAGAACACUUUGAUAGCGCGAUGUUGCACUUGUUCUGUUGUACUACGUGGUCAUAAGAAUGUCUCAUCAAAUUUUUUAAAACAUUUGCGAAACCAGCAUACUUAUUUAUAUAAAAAAUAUGAAACCAUCAAAUUUGCUAAAAGUCGAAAUAGUCGGAAAAGAAAAAGCAAUUUUGUGUUGGAAUACGAAGAACCAAAUUCUUUACUCGACUACGAACAAAGUUCAGAAAAUACGGACUCACACAUUACCCAAGAAAACGCAUCCCCACCUGAAGUCAAACCAACUUUAAGUAUUGAACAGAAUUUAGCAAAUGAUCCUCUUAGCAUUAUGGACAAUAUGCAUGAACAAGAUGCUUUAGAAAUGAACGGCAAAAUGACUGAAGAUAAAAGAAACAUAAAUAAUGAACUAGCAAAUAAUGAAUUUAUGAUGAAUAUUGAUAAUAUACUUGAGCAUAAAUUGAAAGACUUUAUAACUAAAAAAAAUUAUGUUUCAAACGCAGAAGUAAAUUCCUUGCCAGAAGAAAACUUACAAAACUCGAUGCAUGUUGCUCUCGAAAAACAAGUGUGUUCCUUGCAGAAAGAAUGUGAAGAAUUGCGUAAACAUUUAGAACAAACAAAAAUUGGGAGGGAACAAUUACAACGUGAAGUUCAAGCCAUGGAUAGAUACAUAAGACGAAAAUCAAUAGUUAUACGAAAUAUUCAUAUAAACGAUUAUAAAAAUCCCCAUAAUGAUAUACUACAAUUUUUUGGUGAAAAAUUAUCGCUCCCAAAUAUAGAUAUUAACAAUGUGAAUAUAAUGACUAAAUCUAAUAAUUCUAGACAAAAGUGUAGUUUGGUUGUGGAGCUAAAAAAUGAUAGCGAUGCAAAAUUAAUAUAUAAAAACUGUUGUAAAUUAAAAAACACUGGAAUUUUUGUUGAACCAUUUAAUUCCCAAUAUACACAAAGGCGUAAAGAAAAACUAAUAGUACUGAGAAAAGAAAUUAAAAGACGUAAACCUGAAUUAAAGGUAUUUGUUCAAGGCCACCAACUUGCGGUUAAUGGAACUAGUUUCUAUUGGGACGACAUGGAAGGACUGUGCAUAGCUCGAGUAAUAAAUUGGGAUAAUUGUACUGUUAAGCCUGCCGCUGAAUAUCUGGAAACUGCGACGGGAUUAAAUUUAUCAGAAUUUUUAAAUGUAUUAAAAAAUUAUAAUGUGCAAUUUAGGUAGAAUAAUUUAAAGUAAGUUUUACUUAAUAAU
Messenger RNA from Teleopsis dalmanni, 1581 nucleotides. RefSeq lists its product as uncharacterized. The transcript has 2 exons. Bases 49 to 1551 code for a protein of 500 amino acids. The record is from RefSeq and is a predicted model, not a curated record. Lineage: Eukaryota; Metazoa; Arthropoda; Insecta; Diptera; Diopsidae.